AUGGACCCAACAGACCCAGACCGAGUUCAGCUAGCCGUCCAGAAGCUCGGCACGCGGAUUGGCCAACAUGAGGAGAUGCUCCAGAGUCUCCAUCAGUCGCUUCAUGGCCUCUCCAUUCAAAUGUCGCAGCUGGCGGAGCAACUACUCCCUCGGCCUCCACCACAACAACCAGGAUUCCCCCCCUCUGUGAGUACAGUCCCCUCUUCACCUCCUCCACCACCCGCUACCCUCAAAGAGCCCUAUGUCCCUCCUCCUGAGCCGUAUGCUGGGGAGAUUGGGGGCUGCAGAGGUUUCCUGCUUCGUUGCGCCUUAGUAUUUGACCAACAGCCCAUUAGCUACCCCUCAGAUCGAGCUAAGGUCGCUUACACCAUUAAUCUGUUGAGAGGUAGGGCCGCUAAGUGGGCUACAGCCGUCUGGGAUAGGGACUCACCUCUGUUCACUUCUUACGCCCGCUUUUCCGAAGAGCUCCGGAGAAUAUUUGAUUUUCCUGUCGAGGGCCCCGAGUGUACCAAACGGCUAUUUUCCCUCACCCAGAGCUCUCGGUCAGUGGCGGAGUACUCCAUUGAGUUCCGUACUGUGGCGGCCGAGAGUGGGUGGGGGGACCUCGAGUUAAAGGGGAUAUUCACUCGGGGUCUCUCUGAACAAUUGAAGGACGAGCUAGCGACUCGUGAUGAGCCCUCCUCCCUGGAGGAGCUAAUAGCACUAGCUAUUAGAAUUGAUAAUCGCCUCAGGGAGAGACGGAGGGAGAAGAAAAACCAUUCCUUAGUCCCUAGAAUAGACUCCCCUUCCUCUGUUGCGGUCAGCGGGUCUCCUCUGCAGCCCUCAGUCUUCCCGGAUCCGGCGCCAUCUGCAGGUGAACCCAUGCAGAUCGGCCACACUAAGCUUCACCCGGAUGAACGGAGAAGGAGGGUAGAGAAGAGGCUGUGCAUCUAUUGUGGCCAGGCCGGUCACUUUCUAAUCAACUGCCCAAACAAGUUAAACGGCCAGGCUCAUCCGUGA
Xyrichtys novacula (pearly razorfish) is the source of this 999-nucleotide messenger RNA. The record is from the annotation of a GenBank genome assembly. NCBI's taxonomy places the organism in Eukaryota, Metazoa, Chordata, Actinopteri, Labriformes, Labridae.